This is a messenger RNA of Dermacentor silvarum, 2280 nucleotides long. RefSeq names its product calcium-activated chloride channel regulator 1. The record is from RefSeq and is a predicted model, not a curated record. The transcript has 8 exons. Bases 1 to 2280 code for a protein of 759 amino acids. NCBI's taxonomy places the organism in Eukaryota, Metazoa, Arthropoda, Arachnida, Ixodida, Ixodidae.
AUGCGACAAGUGUGCUGUUUCUUCAACCUUGCCUCCAGUCUUCCCCCACCAAAUAUGUCCAAGGUCAUCCAGGUGAUGUUUGAGGAAACUCAACAAAAAGAUGCCACGAGGCCGCGAGCUGUUCUUGUCCUGGACGUCUCCGACAGUAUGAAGGACUACAACCGGCUAAAAACCCUGAAAGAAGCUGUCGAUGGCUUCCUCCUGUGUUUGCUCGACAACGUGCUAGAGCUCGCAAUCGUCACGUUCAGCAGCGCUGCGGAGGUGCGGCACCCUAUGAGGGUUGUAAAUGGACAAACCAGAGGAGGGUUCCGGCAUGCUGUCAAUGUAAUGCAGCAUCAAAGACUUACCUGCAUUGGGUGUGGCCUUCAGCGCGCUCUUAUGGUGCUGAAUUCCACUCACACACCAGGUGGCACAAUUGUGCUUUUGACCGACGGCGUGGAGAACGUGGCCCCAUACAUUGACGACGUCAUGCCGGAACUGUUCGCGGCCAACGUGGAACUGGUAACUAUGGCGAUGGGAGACAAGGUGGAAGACAAGCUUGAGAAACUGGCUGCAGAAAAUAAAGGGAAAACCUACUUUUUUCCUGACCGCACUGAAAGCACGUCGAGGGCUUACAUCGAAAGCGCCAACAGUGUGGCGCACGAGUCCAUAAAUCAUCGAUCGGGGCUCACCACUCGCUGUGAAACUGCGAAAGGUAACGCCAGUGAACCAAUGGAUACCACGGCCUCCGAUAACAGUGAAUUCACGCCACAAAUAGUAACAUUCAAAGCGAACAUUGAGAUGCUUCACCUUGAGGUGACAAGCAAGCUCGACAACUUGGCGGACAUCUUCCAAUCUGCCAGCACCGAGUGCUUCCACGACCCCGGAUACGAUUCCAACGUUCGCAUGCAGAUGGCGUUUGGGGAUGCCCUCGGCCUGGACAUACGUGACACACUCAAGCCUAUCUAUCCGGGUACGUGGGUGCUUCGAGUGGUGACCACAACCAAAAAACGGAUCGUGAUCAACAUGCUGGUCAUGUCCCAAGUCAGACAUCUCAACAGCAAGCCGAUAGUGACUUUGUGCGAAGUGUCGGAGCAGGAGUUCAGCGAUCCACAUGAUGCUGUCAUAUUCGUUGAUGUGAGUAAAGGUGACAACGUUGUCCUCGACGCAAGCGUAAUGGCGAUGGUCAUCAACACGCAGGGGCUUAGGUGCCCUAUCCGACUGAGGGACGACGGCCAUGACCCGGAUAUAAUGAAACACGACGGUACGUACAGUGGCUACUUCACCCAGUUCACGGGCCAAGGAAGAUACUCCGUCAUGGCAUACGUUGACGGAGACCAGAAGACCCGACAUGCGUAUCGUAGGCCGGGAUUCCCCCCCGACGCUAUUGUCUGGGAUGGGAACCGCCAUCGCGUGCCAUCAAACGAAGUACCAAUCAGACCAGCGCCAGCCAACUACAUUUUCAAGGAUACGCUCCUGGGAGAUUUGGAGCCCACGCAGCCAUUCCAAAGAGUCACAGGCGGCGCUUCAUUUAAGGUCACCAGGGACUUGCGGCAGACUGAUGUUCCUCCUGGUAGCAUCAUGGACCUUAGAGCUGUCGAAGGGCACGUUGAGGUCGACGGAACGCCUAUCGUCAGACUCACGUGGACUUGGCCUGGCGCUCACAUGACACACGGGAUAGCGGCGGCAGUGGAGAUCAGAGGCGGCACUAACCGUGACGACCUUGAAUCGCACUUCGACCGCCACGAGGUUAUCUCCAAUGUCGUGAAAGGGAACCUUGACCCUCUCUAUGCCGGUUCCAAGCAUGACGUCACUAUUGCUCUUCCCCGCAACUGGGUAACGACGACCUACGACCACGGGGAAUUCAACCUGAAGGCAUACCUGGCGGCGCGGGUUAUUAACGCCGAUGGACUGAUGUCGGAGCCGUCCAGGAAAGUUAUUGCGGAGUUUGACAUUACAAAUUUCGCCGCCAAUUUGCGCACGACAGCAGCUGACAUCACCACGGGGGAAAAGCACCACACGCAGCCUGGACCGGCGGCAACAAAUACCGCCGAGGGGGAAGAUUCUAGCAAAAUUGAAGAACCGUCCGUCACAGCAGAGGAGGAAGAUCUGAGAAAAAAUGAGGAACCAUCCGUCACAGCAGAGGAGGAAGAUCAGAGCAAAAAUGACGAACUGUCUGUCCUUGUUUGCAUCCUGCUAGCGCUAGUUGCCGGAGUCGUCCUGAUGUCCAUUAUAAUUUUAUUGCUGCUCGUUAAGUCGAGAAGCAUUGCUGAAAAUGACAGCGUCAUAAAAGAGAUGUGA